Molecule: messenger RNA, 949 nt
Organism: Rosa chinensis
Lineage: Eukaryota; Viridiplantae; Streptophyta; Magnoliopsida; Rosales; Rosaceae
Product: QWRF motif-containing protein 2-like
Exons: 2
Coding region: 4-606 (200 amino acids)
Biological process (GO): spindle assembly; centrosome cycle
Cellular component (GO): cytoplasm; nuclear microtubule; centrosome
Molecular function (GO): microtubule binding
Source: RefSeq, a predicted model, not a curated record
AAAAUGCUAAAGCUCAAAUUUUCUCUCUCUUGUUCUUGGCUAUUUAGGAGAGAGACAAAGGGAAGGAGCCAAAAAUUUCCAAUUCCAGUUGGAUUCUCAAGCCAACCUUCUCAGAACAUCAAGGCUCGAUUGCUUGAAGAGGUUCCCAAGUUGCAGAGAUUGGCUGUAAAGAAGGUGGAGAGGAGGAGAACGGUCACUCCUCGACCUAAUUCUUUGGAUUUGAGGGCCGGGAAUGGAGCUGCCGGCGGCGGUGAAAUGUCGGCGACUCAGAAGUUGUUGGUCACUUCGACGAGGAGUUUAUCGGUUUCGUUUCAGGGCGAGUCGUACGUGCUCCAGGUGAGUAAAGCGAAGCGAUUGCCGUCUCCGACUGCGAGGAAAGGCACGCCGGAGCUAAGGAAGGCUUCGACGCAGGCGAGGCAGGAUCAGAGCGAGAAUUCCAGAUUGAUGGAGCAGUACCGGUGGCCGCCGAGGUUGAGGCCAGACACUUGUAUGACCAGGAGCUUGGAUUGUACGGUGGAGAUGAAGAAAUUGAAUGGAUCUGGCUCCAAUGUGGUUAGGGCAUUGCAAAAUUCACUGGGGAAUGAUCUUGAUGGGAGAUUGAGCUAAUGUUGCACUAGCUGCACAGAGGUCCAAUGCAGAGAAGAAGAUCGUACCAAGAUACGUAUAGAGCUAAUAUAUAUUGAAGCUUGAAGCAUGUAGAAUCACCUUGGAGUUGAAAGCCUGAUCGAAUUGUACUCUGGUAAGUUAUUAUAUCUCUAUAUCAUAACUAAAACCUUGAGGCCUGGAUGUAGUGGAAGUGUGGAAUUGAUGUUAGUUGUGACUUAGUUGCAACUGCAUGCAGCUGUAUUUUCUGAAAAAUGUCUACUCGCUUUUUAUUUGUAUUCAAUUACCAGAGAGCAUUUGUUUUGUCUGUGUAUUAUUGACUUUGAACAUUGUUCUGUUAGAUUAU